AUGCUCGAAGGGGCUUGCGGACAAAGGCCUAUAAAGGUACAGGGAUUUGAUUAUACAAUUCUGGUUCAGUGGGUUCUGGAGAAAUGGCAAGGAGGAGCAAUCCUUGAGGCAAGUGAUCCCAGAUUGGGAGUAUCCAGGCCUAGCAUGAGGCAAGUGAUGCAAUAUUUGGAUGGAGAUGCCAUCUUGCCGGAAGUAUUUAUGGAUGCCGCAGGUGUUGGCAUGGCUGCAUUAGUUGGGAAUGAAAUGUCAAAUGAAUUUGCAAUGACAUUUCCUUCAUCAUCGUCGGAGAAUAUUUCUUCUAGUGCCCUAUCUGGUACAGAAUCACUCCUUUAUGUGGGACGUUAG
This is a messenger RNA of Ilex paraguariensis (yerba mate), 345 nucleotides long. NCBI's taxonomy places the organism in Eukaryota, Viridiplantae, Streptophyta, Magnoliopsida, Aquifoliales, Aquifoliaceae. The record is from the annotation of a GenBank genome assembly.